Pelodiscus sinensis (Chinese soft-shelled turtle) is the source of this 5637-nucleotide messenger RNA. NCBI's taxonomy places the organism in Eukaryota, Metazoa, Chordata, Testudines, Trionychidae. The record is from RefSeq and is a predicted model, not a curated record.
GUGCAAUCAGAGUAACUGCUCCUAAGCACAUCUGCAAGAACACUGGGUGAAGCUUUUAUCACAGCACAUCAAAGCUCAAGGAGAUUGGAGUGGUUCUGAUAGGGUAUGCACCCUAUAAAGUCCUGCAUUCCUAACUGCGAAUGCUCUAGAUGAGACACCACCUUUGGAUGGGAUAACCAAACUGCCUUUCUACACAUUCUUGGGGAUGAGACUCUGCCAUCCCAGCUCUGCAGAAUGUGUUGCUGCGAACAUUCUUGUCCCCCUUCUUCCAAGAACAGGGCAGAACCCCACCCACAGGCUUGAGUGGAGCAAAGGAGGACUAGGUGCCUUUGCACUCCGUCUCUAUACUGAGUUGGAAAAUUCAGUAGGCAAUAACUGUAGCAUUGUCACUUGAGUGCAGGUGUAAUGAUGCUUUCAGGUUGUUUCAGGGGUCACUUUAAUUUGGGUGAUGAAUUUAGGCUGACCUGUUCUAUUUGUGUAGCAAUUCCAUCUGUCAUAAAUAGCACAUAACAAAAAGUCAAAACUCUAAUUUGUAUUGCUUUAACUUUCUCAGCAUGCCUUAAAGCUCCUCCAUAGCUGCUUUGCAUACUUAAUUUUGUAGGCCUUAACACUCCCUUUUGUAUGCUAUGAAAUCACAACAGCUUGGAAAGUAUUGGUAUAGAUUGCAACCUCUUGUGUGUAAAGUGGCUUUCCUAUCUUAUGGCUGGCAAUUCCAUGCAUGUUUGCCAAGGCUAGUGGCUUGGGUCCCGUCUCUCUUCCUCUAGAUCCCAAGAGUGCAUGUUGCCUACUUUGACUUUUGAAUUUUAACUGCACUCUGAAUCUCUUCCUCUCUCAAAUCGUGCUUCAGAGGGGCCUGCUUCUCUCUCUGAUAAGGCAGCUGCAGGGAUUCUGAGAUCUGAACCUCCUGGCUUGACCACUUGGGCAGACAGCAGCCGAGAAAUAGACAGCAAGCCCUGUCCCUCAAAUGAGGUGAAAGAGCUGGUGGUUGCUGUAGACAACAAAAGAAUGGAUAGUUUCCGUGGACCAAGUGCAGACUCUGGAAUAGAGGCAACAUCCAUUGGAUCCCCUGGGUCAGAAGGCUCACCAUUUUCUGUUUGCACAGAACCUCAUUCCGAUAGCCCAAUGAUUUCAACUAAUUCUCCUGAACAUACUUAUGCAAGGGGCUCCAGUAUCUGCCUGUCAGAAGAUAAAGCUGAACAAAGCAGACGUAAGGACCAAGAUUUUAUGGGCCAAAACAAGAGAAGCACUACAGGCAGUGAAUCCAGAUUUAUGUUCCUGACUGACCAGAAGCAAGAUAGUGAGCAACCUCUGAUCAAAGGUGUCUGUUCACAUUCUUCCAUGCCAUCUGGUGGGGAGACCCCUAUGGAAAAAGACUCUCCUGAAUCGCCUUUUGAGGUGAUCAUUGACAAAGCAGCUUUUGAUAAGGAGUAUAAGAAUUCAUUAAUCAGCAACUCCAAUGAUCUCAGUAGCAAUUGGGUGAUGCACAGUGAGAGAGAGCUACUUACGGAUAUUCCAGAAGAUAGCAUCUGUGAGUUCCAAGUGAAAACUCGUAGUGGGAGCAGCAUUCCAACAGGACCUGGGCUAUCACGCCAAUCUUCAGGUACAACAGCUGCACUAGAAGAAGUGUCCAAAUGUGUACGUGAGAUGCACAGCUUCACAAAUGAGCUGCUGACUUGGGACUUGAUUCCUAAAGUGGAGAAUUCUGACAAGAUUGCUGAAAUCUCAAACCUAUCUGCAAUGCCCUCCAAAGAGGCUCGCAGUACUCCUAUGCAGCCAACAGGCAGUAGGACAGAAGCAUGCAAAGCACCCAUCCCUCAUCCUGUCACUGUCAGUGUCCAUCAGAAAAACAGAGCAUAUACAGAUUUAGCAGCACCUCAAUUUGAUAAACGUGUUCCUCUGGACCAAGAAGCUGUUAAACUGAAGAUUGCUUCACCUUCUGCAGUUGAACUGAAGGCUGAUGGGAGCUGGUCAAGUCCUGGCCUGGCUGAAAUCACAGAUGCAGACAGUUCUGGCGAAUCUGAUGACACUGUGAUAGAAGACGUGCCAAUAGAUCUGGCCUGUGGAAACAAGAAACUUGUUUUUCACCCCACAGAUAGCAGCAUGGCACCAGUGGAGAAGCUGACCUCAGCUCCUGCUACUGCUGAUGAAACAAGAGACUGGAUAAUUGCAGAUAACGAAGAGACAUGUAACAAGCUGCACAAAUACAGCAGAGAAGGUCACUUGUCCUCUAAGACACCAGAAGACAAACGGGGAUUUGGUGAAGACUUUGAAACUAUACAAACUCACCUGGACAUUGUUGGAAGGAGUCCAGUUGCAGAGAAAAAACCUCCCAAGUCACCCACUCUGGACUUGACGUCUAUAAAUACGCAACAGUCAAGCGACUCUGAUCCAGGGCUUUUUGGGAAACCGCUCAGGGCUGGUAAAAUUUGCAGCAUUUCUCCAGUAAGUGCUCCACUAAAGGAUCUUAGAUAUAUGCCGAACGAGAGAGUCCCCCUCUCUCUGCCCUUGGGUAACUUGGAAGAACAAGAACAUCCAGGUGCCUUAAGUGGGGAGAACUUCGUGGAUUUCAUGCGGGAGUGCUUGAAUUCCCAAGGUAAUGGCUCUCUAGAGGACUUGACAGAAAACUUCUUAGAGGCUGAAACUGCAGCUCUAAAAACCACUCCUCCAGGAAGACCUGUUCCUAAAGAUGAGGCAAAUAGGUCAGAUGUGAAAGUGGAUGGUGAUUAUGCUGUGCAAAAACUCACGGAUGACGAGGGCGACCUCCAGAAACCUUUGUUCUCUAAAAGAUCCCCCACGGUAGCUCAAGACUUUGAGCAGGAGCAGCUAACAAUUAAGGCCCUUAAAGAACUAGGUGGGAAACGGGAUGAGAAGCAGACUCUAAUGCAAAAUCAAACCUCCCUACUAGAAGGUGAAGUAGCAAACCAGGACCAUGACACCUCAGCACCUGCCCAGAAAUCUACUUUGGAGAAGCGACCUCUCUGCAUCCAGCAGCAAACAAAUAUGAAGCUCACCUCUGCCACCACUCACAUUAAUACUGAUGGUGAAAUCCCCAAAGAAGCUGUCUGUGAUAGUGUGACUGGAUCUCGAGUAGAACAUGCCCUAGUGAGGCUACCGACUGGGUUUUCAGUGCACGAUCUGAUCUUCUGGCGAGAUGUGAAAACGACCGGCUUUGUCUUUGGCACGUCACUGAUCAUGCUGCUCUCUCUAGCCGCCUUCAGCGUCAUCAGCGUGGUUUCUUACCUCAUCCUGGCGCUGCUGUCGGUCACCAUCAGCUUUAGAGUCUACAAGUCAGUCAUUCAGGCCGUACAGAAGUCUGAAGAGGGGCAUCCAUUCAAAGCCUACCUGGAUCUCGAUAUCACCCUGUCUUCAGAGGCCUUCCACAAUUAUGUGAAUGCUGCAAUGGUGCAUGUCAACCGAGCUCUGAAACUCAUCAUCCGUCUCUUCCUGGUGGAGGACCUGGUGGAUUCCCUGAAGCUGGCAGUCGUCAUGUGGCUGAUGACUUACGUCGGGGCUGUUUUCAACGGGAUCACCCUCCUCAUUCUUGGGGAAUUGCUGAUUUUUGGUAUUCCAGUUGUCUAUGAGAAAUACAAGACACAGAUUGAUCACUACGUUGGAAUUGCCCGGGACCAGACUAAGUCGAUUAUUACAAAGAUCCAAGCAAAACUUCCAGGAGUGGUGAAGAAAAAACCAGAAUAAGCUGGGGGGUGGGCAGCCCCAGGAUCCAGUCCGUACUAAACUCCAUACGAUAGUUAUAACCAUUGUUACUUGUACCUAUGAAGGAACAUGCUGAGUCAGCUUGAGCCUGCAUUCCAAGUGUUUCUUGUUAUUAUUUGGCAUUUGCUUUUCUAAGCCUAGAACCUUGGGCUCAGAACGUGCACCAGACUAAAGGACACCUGCCGUCAAAGCCAUUAGGGGAGGCCUCAGCACACCUGAAUGAUUGUGAGGGUCUUGUCCCCGGUCGCAGGGAACCGAAUGCUGCUCUGCGCGCUGGCUCCUCCUCGGUUCCCAGCCUCCCGUGAGGGCAGGGUGGCGCUCUGCUCGACUGACCGCUUUCCCGCCUGCCAAGGGGAAUUGCUGCAAGGAGACAACCCUCUCAGCUUCCUGCACUUCCACAGAGCAGCACUCUGCAGUCCCUGUUCCAAAAUACUCUCCCAGCUGGCUCCGUGGGGGUCAGACUCGUACUCAAAGGCGAGGGGUGGGAAGUCCAGGAAACUGCCCCCUCAGCCUUGCUGAUGGAAAGGAGGUGUGAGUACCCCCCUGCGUGACUUCAGUUCUGUGCUUUAGUCUGGUUCAUCCCUCUCCUCUCCAGUUCCUGCAAUGUGCUCCCCUGCCCUUUCCAAGGUUGUACCUUUUAUUUCUUACUAUGAGAUGAACAUGUCUGUAUCUGCUGUACACUGCUCUAUACUUGUGUAGAGGAAAAAUAACAUCCCUCAACUUCCCUCCCUCCCCCGACCUCUGCAUGUGACUCCUCUGCUGUCAGAACCCUUCUCAGCCCCUGGAGGGUGGGUGACCACUGAGAGCUGAACUACUGAGACAGUGCCACAUGCUGCCUUGCCCCUUUGCCAACCUGGCAGCGGGGAGCAAAGGUCCCUUUAAACCCCAGCCAGGUAGAGAAAUGGUACUUAAUACUCUAGUGUGCAGAAUAGCCUUAGAGCAGCAUAUUUGUAUUUUUUGUACAGACUCUUAAUUCGCUGAACUUCCUUUGAAGGCAGCUUUGAGUUUCCUCUGGUUGGAAGUAGUUGGUCUUUAACCAGUCUGCCAUGCCCUGGUGAAAGGUGGCUGUCUGAAGAGGCUUAGACCAAAAGCUCACUUCUGUUGCUUUUUCCAGGGGGAAAGGGGCCCCUGGCUAGCUGGAGUGGAAGGAAAAUACCUGGUGGAUGAAUGAGCUGUUCAGCAUUUGGGGGCAAAGGGGAUUCUCCCCUCCCUCGAGUCAAUUUAGUUUGGCAGGGAGAAAGGAGACUUUGGCUGCUAUGGAGAAUUGCAGGCUCCUCUUUAGCAUAGCAUCUGCUAAUGGAGCAAGGGACUCUGAGCCCUGCGUGGCAGAGUUUAAACAAAAAAUACAACUCUGCUUUUAAACUGAGCCCAGCUGACUCAAAGCCUAGAUGCAGUUAGGCUAUUACAGGGAAUCUGCCUCCAGACCCGAGAAGCCACAUGCUGAAGCCAAAGGAUUUGCAGCUGGCUGGGGGACUGUGCCACCUUCCUCCUCCUGGGCGAAGCGUGGCGGGAUGAAUGCAGGUAGUUCGAAGCCUCUUUGCUCCUGCCCUGGUCUCUUCUCAGCAUUGCAGCACCAAACCACAUUCUCUGCUAUCCCCAGAGGAAACUGCACUGAUCGGCCUGCCCCGACUUCUCCCUCCCCAGGACCUUUUUCUGCACUGGAAGCGUUGGCCCAGUUCUUACAUCUGUUCUGUUACUGCUGUUGUGAGAUGUUGAACAGGUCUUUGUGCCAGGCAAUUUGUUUUUUUUAAAGAGAACAUGUAGACACAAAACCAGAAACAAACUACUAAUGAAGCUCUGUGUGUGUGUGUGUGCGUGUGUGCGUGCAGCAUAAAUUACAGUAGUGUCCCAGGAGCUGAUCAACCCGGUUCCUGUCAAACUGCAACUGAUGUGGUAUUAAUAAAAAGAACACCAUGGACCGGA